ACAAGAAAGAGAAAGGUUAACUUCCAACUACCAUGUGCGACAAGAAUUUCAGUGACUAAAAACACAAGUAUGUUGUUAAAAAAUGUUUCUCCCCAUAAUGCUAAUGACCUUGAAACCUCUAAGUCAACUGUUAGCGUUGCUCUGCAAGAUGUGAAAGACAACGAGUCAGUGAAAAGUCCUGAUAAGUCGCUUGACCAUCCUCGCUUCCAAGACAUGUCUUCAAAGAGCAGCUUUGAUCGACCACAGACUCUAUUCCAGGCCCCUGUCCAAAUGAACUUUGGAUAUAAAGGAUUUGCGGCAGCCGUCACAACCCCAUCCGAAUUUUACGUCAUUCUUGAAGACCUGCUUUUGAUUGUAGAUACAGUCUCUGCCAUUCUUGAGAACCUUCCCGAAGUAUUGGCACCAUUACCAGAGGUUCAUUUUGUUCCGGGUGCGAGCUGUUUGGUGAAAUCGGCAGAGAAGAAAAAAUGGUGCAGGGCAGAGAUCGUACAAUGCGAUUCCACAACCAUGCUCAUGAACUUGGUUGACUAUGGCCAGUAUGUCGUUCAGUCUCAACAGGAUGUCGACCAGCUAAAAAAACUUCCAGACGAGCUCAGUAGAUUACCUAAAGUCACCUACCAUUGUUUACUGAGGGGAGUUAAGCCCAAAGGCCAGGACUGGUCUGAUGAUGCCAUCGUUUUCUUCCAGAACUGUAUGUGUCAUAGCAACCUUCAGAUAUGUUUCAGACAGCAUGUUUCUGAGACACAGUGGGAGGUCGACGUUGUCACUGGAAAACAAAAUCUCGCAAAAGAGUUAGUAGAUGCUGAUCAUGCCAUGUAUAUUGAUAAUAUGCUUGGAAUCAGGUUUCAGCAUGAGCAAGACAUCUCCAGUAGUGUGGAUGUUUUAUCCACGACAACUGAGCACACAAGCAAAGCCGAAUGUCUCAAAAGACACUUUUUCAAAGGAUCAAACAAAGUCAUAUAA
Messenger RNA from Cyprinus carpio (common carp), 963 nucleotides. RefSeq names its product tudor domain-containing protein 15-like. The record is from RefSeq and is a predicted model, not a curated record. Bases 70 to 963 code for a protein of 297 amino acids. The transcript has a single exon. Lineage: Eukaryota; Metazoa; Chordata; Actinopteri; Cypriniformes; Cyprinidae.